AUGCAUAUUGCUUCUCUCGCUCUCCUGGCCGGUGCCACCGCCGUCGCGGCUGAUACUGUCACUCUUUUCAUGCCUGGAUUCGACCAGCAAGACCUCGUUGGCAGCGUUAUGGGAUCUAGCGCCAAGAUGACUACCUAUCUCGUCCAGUGCGCCGCCGACGAAGACUCCGUCGACUGCGGCGUCCCUCCCGGUGGCGUUACCGUUAUCCAGGGUUCUUCGACCGCCCAAAUCAACUACGGCAUGGAAGGAAUUACUCUCGACGAGCGCUGCAAUUACGACGCCACAAGCGUGACUUGCUCUGGAAGCAUGGUUGAGAGCGGUAUUUCCUCGGCUUACAACACUGCUGUUCCUCUCUCUGAGAUCCCCGGUGGCGCUCUUUUGCCUGUUAGCAUCACUGCUAGUGGUACCUCUGGUGCUUCUGCUACUACAGGUGCUUCGGUUACUGCUUCCACUGCUUCUUCGACUGGCGCAUCUGGAAUGACUACUUCUGCUUCCACUGGUACUGCUACUGGUACCUCUACCUCCGCCAAUGAGAGCAGCAGUGCUUCUGCUACUGGUACCCAGACUUCGUCGCCUAAUGCUGCUUUGCCUCUGAUGACUGGCAAUGCUCGCUGGGCUGCUGUUGGCGGUGUUGCUGCCGCUUUCGCUGUUGCUGCCAUCUAG
Molecule: messenger RNA, 663 nt
Organism: Penicillium antarcticum
Lineage: Eukaryota; Fungi; Ascomycota; Eurotiomycetes; Eurotiales; Aspergillaceae
Exons: 3
Coding region: 1-663 (220 amino acids)
Source: RefSeq, a predicted model, not a curated record